UGAUCAGCCCCUCCACGAUUGAUCCUCAAGUGCAUGUGGAGCCACAGGCCCCCAAGGCCAACACCGCAGGCGCGUGGGUCUCCAACAGCACCGGGAGUGCCUUGGCGGCUGCUGGCCUUGUGACUGCUGCCGGGCUUCGACGCAAGGCCCGUGGGGCUCGUGCCGCGAAGACGGGCCCUGUUGCCACCGGUUUGUCCAGCUCCGUGGCCGGUGAGACCUACUUCCGAGAUCAGCUGAUCGCCUGCCGCGCUCAGCUUGAUGGAGUGGAGGCCCCAAGCCUCGAGGAGACCGACCAGCACGUCCAAGAUGUGCAGAACUUCGCGAAGCAGGCAAUGGCUGGAGCCGCUGCCGCCAUGGUCUUCACUUCGUCCAUGGAGUCUGCCGUGGCAUACCCCAUCUUCGCACAGCAGAAUUACGCCAACCCGCGGGAGUACACAGGCAAGAUCGUGUGCGCCAAUUGCCACCUGGCGUCCAAGCCGAUCGAGGCUGUGUUGCCGGACACGGUCUUCAAGACUGAGGUGGAGAUCCCAGCUAAGUACGCCAAGCGCCGCCAGCCCAUCGCAGAUGGCUCCAAGGCGGCCAUGAACAUCGGGGCCAUUGCCGUGAUGCCGGAGGGCUGGAAGCUGGCUCCCAAGGAUC
Molecule: messenger RNA, 639 nt
Organism: Symbiodinium sp. CCMP2456
Lineage: Eukaryota; Dinophyceae; Suessiales; Symbiodiniaceae
Source: the annotation of a GenBank genome assembly